UACAAAACAAAAUUAAUAAAAUCCGGAGAAUUUGGCACUUAUCUUGAAUGCCGCGCACUUUCAGAAUUAGCUCACAUUAAUGUUAAUCUUGUUAGGUUGUUUAACAGUAAUUAUUAUUUUGAAACUUAUCAAUGGCGCGAAGAUGCUUCAACAAUUUGGCUUUUAUUUACUGGAACUGAAAAUUCAAGUGGUCAUUUUCAACUACUGAUACCUACGUCUGAUCCUAUUACAGACUCGUGCAUAAUUGCGAAGAAAAUUGAUCGCGUUCAAAAUGUGGGCUCCGUUGACAAUAGAAUAAUUUCAGAAGUAAAUAAUAAUGAUACAGUGGAUCAAGGUACUGAAACCGUCAGUGAAAAUUUUUCAGAAGUAAAUAAUAAUGAUACAGUGGAUCAAGAUACUGAAACCGAUAGUGAAAUUUUUUCGGAAAUUAGUGCGGAAGAGAGUAUAGAAACUAUUAAAAAAAUUUUUCAAUCGCGAAGUGAACCCAAAAAAAAGAAAGCUUUAACCUUAGAAGAAAAAAGAAUGGUUUUGCGAGUAAAAACUUUUUUCGAAAUCGAAAAACAAACUUUAAAAAACAAUGCUAACAUUUGCCGGAAAACUGCAGAAGCUUUGGAUAUUUCAGAAGGCACUGUAAAAAACGUUUCAAGGGAAGCAGCAAAAGGAGAGUUGCAAAAACCCCAUCAAAAGAGUGGGAGACCUUCCCUUGUUGUGGAUAAUUUUUUUUUGGAGUGAUUCGGAGAAAAAUUUUUGAUUUUUAUAUGAAAAAGACAUUUCCAACCCUGAAUAUUCUCCUCGCCGCUUUACAACAGGAUGUUCCAGGAUGUAACAUUUCGAGAACAACAUUGUGGAGAACUUUAAAACAUCAUAAUUUUGUUUACGGAAAAUUGAAGAAAAAGCCUGUGUUAAUGGAAAGUUCUACUGUGGCAAACAUUCGAAUGGAAUAUUUAAGAUCCAUUAAAUCUUAUAGGGAUUCAAAUUGGUCUAUUUAUUUCUUAGACGAAACUUGGUGUGGUGCCAAUCACACACUUCAGACGGGGUGGAUGGAACAUGUGACUGAAAAUCGACGGGAUAAUUUUGAUGAAUAUCGUUUCGGUGUGCAGCAAAUAGAUGGCUAUCGAGGUGGUUUCGUAACUCCUUGCGGUGCAGGAAAGAGAGUUAUCAUCUUGCAUGUCGGAAACGAAAAUGGCUUUGUCGAUGGAUGCAUGAAUUGCUUUAUAGGACAGAAAGGGUCAUCAGAUUAUCAUCAAGAGAUGAAUGCUAAACAUUUCGAGGAAUGGUUUAGAAAUCUGUUGGCAAAGGUGCCAAAGGAUUCGGUUAUAGUGCUUGAUCAGGCCCCUUAUCACACCAUGAUUGAUCCCGAAUUUCGUAAUGUCACCACAAAAUGGAAAAAACAAAGCAUCAUCGACUGGUUGAUUCGACGAGGCGUUCAAUAAAAUGAAAAGAGAUGAAUUGUACAAAUUAUCACAGGAGCAUCGAUAUCCGAAGAUUUAUCUCCUUGAAACGAUAACAAAGGAAUUGAGGGGUAAUGAUGUAAAAUUGUUGUGGAUGCCAGUAGCUCAUUGUGAGCUAAACCCCAUUGAACUCAUCUGGGCACAUGUUAAGAGACAGGUGGCAACUAAUAAUAAAACAUUCAAAAUUAAUGAUGUUUUGGAGCUAUGUAAGGAGCACAUGAACACAGUUCCAUCAUCAUUGUGGCCAAACUGUGUCCGACACGCUAGAGAAAUUGAGGAUCAAUAUCGAGGACAGCACAAUGACGUAGACCGGUUUAUAAGUCCCUUGAUAAUAAAUGUGGGAGCAGAAGACAGUGAUACCGAUGACGAAGAAUUUGAUAUCGAAGACGAUGUUUUAGUAUCUGCAGAAUUUGAAGGCGUUUGAAAAAUAAAAGAA
Molecule: messenger RNA, 1887 nt
Organism: Leptopilina boulardi
Lineage: Eukaryota; Metazoa; Arthropoda; Insecta; Hymenoptera; Figitidae
Exons: 2
Coding region: 759-1433 (224 amino acids)
Molecular function (GO): nucleic acid binding
Source: RefSeq, a predicted model, not a curated record